Messenger RNA from Phytophthora infestans T30-4, 1617 nucleotides. RefSeq names its product inosine-5'-monophosphate dehydrogenase 2. The coding region runs from base 31 to 1617 and encodes 528 amino acids. Gene Ontology annotation, molecular function: IMP dehydrogenase activity. The transcript is spliced from 3 exons. Gene Ontology annotation, cellular component: cytoplasm. The record is from RefSeq and is a predicted model, not a curated record. Lineage: Eukaryota; Oomycota; Peronosporomycetes; Peronosporales; Peronosporaceae. Gene Ontology annotation, biological process: GTP biosynthetic process.
CCCCGACCUAAUCCUCCCGAUUUCAAAACCAUGACCUCCACUGCAACCGUCGACCCUGAGCUUCUGGACGGGCGCUCGGCCAUUGACAUCUUCGUCAACAAGAACCAGGGCCAAGGCUACACGUACGAUGACCUGAUCCUCAUGCCGGGCCACAUCAACUUCAGUGUGGACGCUGUGCACCUGGACACCAAGGUGUCGCGCAACAUUUCGCUGCACCUGCCUCUUGUGUCUUCGCCCAUGGACACUGUGACGGAGCACGCUAUGGCCAUCGGCAUGGCGCUGCACGGUGGUAUCGGUAUCAUCCACUACAACAUGACCGUGGAGGAGCAGGUUAAGGAGGUGCGUCUGGUCAAGAAGUUUAAGAAUGGCUUCAUCACGGACCCCAAGUGCCUCUCGCCCGAGGACACUCUUGCCGAUGUGGACCGUAUCAAGGCUGAGUUCGGUUUUGCCGGUAUCCCUAUCACCGAGUCCGGCAAGGUCGGCAGCGUGCUCGCCGGCAUCGUGAGCAACCGUGACAUUGACUUCAUUGAGGACCGUCAGACCAAGCUUAAGGAGGUUAUGUCCACCAACCUCGUGACCGCUCCUGAGGGUGUGUCGCUUACGGAGGCCAACCGUAUUCUACGUGAGAGCAAGAAGGGUAAGCUGCCUAUUGUCAACGCCAAGGGCGAGUUCGUGUCGCUCAUCUCGCGUCGCGAUCUGGUUAAAAACCGCGACUUCCCGCACGCCUCCAAGGAUGCCAACAAGCAGCUGCUGGUCGGUGCUGCUAUCGGCACGCGUCCCAACGACCGUGAACGUUGCACGGAGCUAGUCAAGGCCGGAGUGAACCUCAUCGUCAUUGACUCGUCGCAGGGCGACUCGACCUUCCAGGUUGACCUAAUCAAGUGGAUCAAGGUCACGUACCCCCAGAUCGAUGUGAUUGGCGGAAAUGUCGUCACUCGCAUGCAGUGCAAGCGUCUCAUCGAUGCCGGUGCCGAUGGCCUGAAGGUCGGCAUGGGUGUCGGAUCGAUCUGUACCACGCAGGAGGUGUGCGCUGUCGGCCGCGCUCAGGCCAGCGCUGUGUACAACACCGCUCGUUACGCCCGUCAAUUCGGUGUGCCGGUCAUUGCCGAUGGUGGUAUUGCCAGCUCGGGCCACAUCGUCAAGGCUCUGACUGUCGGUGCUUCGGCCGUCAUGUGCGGCUCGCUCUUUGCCGGCACGGAGGAGUCUCCCGGCCAGUACUUCUUCCAGGAUGGCGUGCGUCUUAAGAAGUACCGUGGUAUGGGUUCUAUCGAGGCCAUGACUGCCGGCUCGUCGAAGCGCUACUUUGCUACCCACGCUGCCGUCAAGGUCGCCCAGGGUGUGAGCGGCGCCGUGGUGGACAAGGGAUCGCUAAUGCGAUACGUGCCGUACCUGCAGCAGGGCAUCAAGCACGGUCUGCAGGACUUGGGCCAGGUGAGCCUCGAGGCCGUGCACUCGGCGCUCCACACGGGCGAGCUGCGCUUCGAGCUGCGUACACCUGCCGCUCAGCGUGAGGGCAACGUCCACUCGCUGCACACGUACGAGAAGCCAAGGUUUCUAUAUCUACAGUAUAUAGUGCAUCGAGCCGAAAACUGCAUGGUAAUGAAGGCCAAUACAUAG